GGAACAUCUACAGUACAGAGUUGUAGUUUUAUCAAUUUUGGCCAAUCUCAUACACAAAAUUGUGCCCACAAUGGCGGACUGGGAGAGGAGCGCUAAAAGCAUGCGCCAAAGUCAAAAUCUCGUUGCGCUGGGCCGAUGGGUUAGCAAUUUCGGUUCGAAUGAUACCAUCGAGAAGCGUGUGAUAUCGCCACGCUUCACCGAAUCCACAAAUAAAAGCUCGGCCAUUGGACUGCUCGAAACCAUACUGCACGAGUUAACCGGCAGGAAGCAGCUGAACCAAGUCCUCCUUCUGAUUACGCCAACGCGUAGGCACAAAACUCAACGCAAGCUGCAUUGCUUCGAUCGCAGGACACGCGAACAUCUGGGCGUGACGAGCAUCACGGAGCUUGAGGUGGAUCUGCUAAAGAAAUACGAAAUGUUGCUCAAGUACGAGAUUAUGUUUGCGGAUCAGUACAUUCAGCCCAAGCAGAUAGCCACCAAUAAGAGCGUCAUUUCGGAGCUCUUUCUGCGCGACAGCGGCGCACCCAGCUGCGUGGGAAGGGGAAAAUUCUAUGGUCUGGACCGGCGACGUUUCCAAAGCACUCUGAACUUUGUCAAGAAGCCGACGGUGAUGUGCGAUGUGAGCAUUCAAGCGGAUUUAACGCAACCGGAAAUCAAGUCGUUGCGUCGACCAAAGAUACCCGUGCGUAUGCGUAAUCCGGAAUUAUUGCGCCACUGGAAUUUUGUAAAUAAUACGGCCAGCUAAGUACGACGAGUAGAGUGAAUGCCUGGCUGGCUGGCUGGCUGGCUGGCUGGCUGGCUGGCUGCCAGCCUUAUCGUUUGUGUGUGUAUGUGUGUGCGUGUGUGAUUUUGUAGACUGCUGCUUAUGGUUAUGUUCCGGCAAUUGGCGCACUUAACACAGUUGUAUAAACGUAGCCAGGCUCGGGCGCGUACCCAAUAUCUAGUCGCUCCCAUCGUCUGCAGUUGGACCUGACGCUUAGACCACUCUGGACGUGCCGUCUUAAACCUGAAGUGUUAUUGGCCAAAAUGAGGUACAAACGAAAAUACAACGUUUAUGCACACAAGAAUUGCAAUAUCGAAAUAAAAAACAUAUAAACUUAUAAA
Scaptodrosophila lebanonensis is the source of this 1104-nucleotide messenger RNA. RefSeq lists its product as uncharacterized. The coding region runs from base 71 to 745 and encodes 224 amino acids. NCBI's taxonomy places the organism in Eukaryota, Metazoa, Arthropoda, Insecta, Diptera, Drosophilidae. The record is from RefSeq and is a predicted model, not a curated record. The transcript has 2 exons.